This is a messenger RNA of Prunus armeniaca (apricot), 1209 nucleotides long. The record is from the annotation of a GenBank genome assembly. NCBI's taxonomy places the organism in Eukaryota, Viridiplantae, Streptophyta, Magnoliopsida, Rosales, Rosaceae.
AUGUGGGGAAAUGAGGGGUUACUUGGAGAAGACGGCUGUGAUGUUCCAGCUGUUAAACGGUUGGGCUCUGGCGGGAAGUCUCUUUUGAAGCGUUUUGGCAGUGCACCGUCUCUCUGCAUCAAAAACCAAACCCGUUCCAACUCUUCACCAGCUGCUCUCAGGUCUCUCUAUACAGCUCUCAAAUCUUCUCAACCAAGUUUGCCAUUGUCUUUGUUCUUUAGGCAAUUGCAAAUGUCUCUAACAAAUGGGUUGGAAAUUCCAAAAGAAACACUGGAUGCAGAAAUCCAAGCCUUUUUUGACUCAGCUCCUCCUUUGAAGAACAGAGUUGAUAUCAGUGAAAAACUCGAGGAAUUUGUGAAGAAGAAUUCAUUACCUUCUGGCAUCGGAGGAGUUAGGAAGGUUGUCUGUGUGACAUCGGGGGGUACCACAGUUCCUCUAGAGCAACGAUGUGUUCGCUACAUCGACAACUUCAGCUCAGGUUAUAGAGGAGCAGCAUCCACAGAGUACUUUUUGAAGGCAGGUUAUGCUGUUAUCUUUCUUUAUCGGAGGGGAACUUGCCAGCCAUAUUGCAGAUCUCUUCCCGAUGAUCCCUUGCUUGAAUGUUUUGAAUAUAUGGAUGAGUCAAAUAUUAAAGUGUCCCAGCCACAUUCUGAAGCAGUGAGGAACGCCAUCACUAAGAAUCGUGCUGCAGUAACAGGAAGCCUCUUGUUGAAACUUCCCUUUACAACCAUAUUUGAGUAUCUUCAGAUGUUGCAGAUGAUUGCUUUAUCAAUGAGAAGUCUUGGACCACAUGCAAUGCUUUAUCUUGCAGCGGCAGUGUCUGACUUUUAUGUUCCUUGGAAGAGCAUGGCUGAACACAAAAUUCAGUCAGGGACUGGUCCGUUGGACAUGCGACUUGUUCAGGUGCCAAAGAUGCUCUUAGUGCUUAGGCAAGACUGGGCACCAAAGGCCUUUUGUAUAUCUUUCAAGCUAGAGACGGAUUCGAAGAUUCUUUUAGAGAAGGCUGAUAUGGCUCUCAAGAAGUACAAGAUGCAUAUGGUUGUAGCGAAUGAACUUUCGACCCGCAAGGAAGAGGUUGUAGUUGUCAGAAGUAACGAAAAAGUUUCAGUUCAUCGAAACAAUUCUCUCGGUGAUAAUGAUGUGGAAAGUCCGCUUAUCGAACUUAUUGUGGAGAGGCAUUCAGCGUAUGUCAACAAUUCUGAUAUAUGA